AUGGUCAAGAUCACUUCCCUCUUUGCCCUCGCGGCCCCUCUGGUUGCUGCUGCUCCCUCGCCCCAGGAGAAGCCCCAGAUCGUUGGCGGAACCUCUGCCAGCGCUGGUGAAUUCCCCUUCAUCGUCAGCAUCACCAACAACGGUGGUCCUUGGUGCGGUGGUACUCUCCUCAACGCCAACACUGUCAUGACCGCCUCCCACUGUGUCCAGGGCCGAUCUGCCAGUUCUUUCGCCAUCCGUGUCGGAUCCAACUCUCGCACCUCUGGCGGUGUCACUUCUCGUGUCUCCAGCAUCAGAAUGCACCCUAGCUUCAGCGGCUCUACCCUCAACAACGAUGUUGCUCUCCUAAAGCUUUCCACUUCCAUCCCCGCCGGUGGCUCCAUUGCUUACGGUCGCCUUGCCACCUCUGGCUCUGACCCCGCUGCUGGAUCGUCUCUUACUGUUGCUGGCUGGGGAGACACCUCUGAUGGUGGUGGCGUCAGCCCCAUCAACCUGCUCAAGGUUACCGUUCCCGUUGUCUCUCGUGCUACCUGCCGAUCCCAGUACGGCACCUCUGCCAUCACUGACAACAUGUUCUGUGCUGGUUUCACCGAAGGUGGUAAGGAUGCUUGCCAGGGCGACAGUGGUGGUCCCAUUGUCGACUCUUCCAAGACCGUUGUCGGUAUUGUCUCUUGGGGUGACGGAUGCGCCCAACCCAACGCCUCUGGUGUCUAUGCUCGCGUCGGUACCCUCCGAUCUUGGAUUGACAGCAACGCCUAA
Fusarium pseudograminearum CS3096 is the source of this 759-nucleotide messenger RNA. RefSeq lists its product as uncharacterized. The coding region runs from base 1 to 759 and encodes 252 amino acids. Gene Ontology annotation, biological process: proteolysis. The record is from RefSeq and is a predicted model, not a curated record. The transcript has 3 exons. Gene Ontology annotation, molecular function: serine-type endopeptidase activity. Lineage: Eukaryota; Fungi; Ascomycota; Sordariomycetes; Hypocreales; Nectriaceae.